Molecule: messenger RNA, 2481 nt
Organism: Dioszegia hungarica
Lineage: Eukaryota; Fungi; Basidiomycota; Tremellomycetes; Tremellales; Bulleribasidiaceae
Product: fungal-specific transcription factor domain-containing protein
Exons: 9
Coding region: 1-2481 (826 amino acids)
Biological process (GO): DNA-templated transcription
Cellular component (GO): nucleus
Molecular function (GO): DNA binding; zinc ion binding; DNA-binding transcription factor activity, RNA polymerase II-specific
Source: RefSeq, a predicted model, not a curated record
AUGUAUUAUCCCUACACCCAGCAGGAAGAGGUCACAGGGAGCUGGGCGUCAUAUACAGCUCAUGAAAGCUAUCCACCCCAACCUCCCCAUCCCCCGACUUCAUUGUGGUACGCUGCACAAACAGAUGGUCCGGGUCCAUCGUACGGCGGUCCCAGUCAUGGCUCGUCGCCCUACCCUGCGCAAUACGGCCGGCCAUCAUUCUCACAGUCGGACUACGCACCCGUCUCUUCGGCCCCGGGAAACGAAGAGGAGCCUGCGGCUGCCAACGGAGCCGAAGGAACGAGUACACCAGUCAACGGUACUGCCAAGGAGAAGUCAGCCGGGAACAAGAAGAAGAAGCGGAAGAGCGAGAGGGAGCCCAGCGUAGGGAGUGGAGAUGCGGCCGACAAGGACAGGGAGAAGAGGAUCAAGACCGGGAGAGCGUGUGAUGCUUGUCGGAGCAAGAAGAUCCGGUGCGAUAUCCUAUCAGCUGGCGAAUCAGAUGCCGAAGGUCGGCCUCCCCUCUGCGCCCACUGCAAGCAGUACAAACUGGAGUGCACCUUUUUCCUACCCAUCACCGAGACGAGGUUCAAGAGAAAGAAAGCAGCCCCGGCAGUGAGCUUUGCUGAUCAGCCAGAGAAAGAGGUUGAACCAGCGGUGAAUUAUACGGAAAGUCCAGUGCGGCCGCCAGGGGAAGUUCCAGGCCGAAUAGAAGGUCCAACUUCUUUAUCCUUCCUCCUUCACACCUCACUCCCCGCAUCCGCCUCAGAAGCAUACGAUCUGCGGUAUCAUCACUCCUGGGAAGUCUCCGAGGACGGCAACGGUCUCAUCCGGGUCAAAGCCCCACCCUCCAGCAACGACGGGCGAUACGGCGAGAACGGCGAGAACGGUGAUCCCUCACAUACCCACAACAAACUCAAUCGGCCGGUCAUCAACGCCCGAACCAUCUCGCUUCUCGUCAAUGCGUAUUUCGACCACUUGGCUCACCUCUUUCCCGUCAUCUCCCGGUCGGAAUUCGCGGCGAAGCAGACCCCGCCGCCUUUACUGCUGUACAGCAUCUGCGGAGUGGGGUCGACGAGAAGGGAGUUUCCAAGGGAGAUCUUCGCUGGAGUGAGGGGUAUCAUCAAUGGCUUGCUGAGGAGUAACGAUAUUCUGAGCGAUGCGCGGAUAGAGAAUGUCCAGGCUCUGCUUGUACUGGCUCAAGUCGGUGAUCUACAUGCUCAGCCCACCGCAGCCACGGCCAGCGCCUCGUUGAUGCGAACCGGUUCUGCUAUCCGCAUGGCGCAAGAUCUCGGGCUGCAUCGCGAAUCCCACGUCCGCGCCCAGACACCCAAAGACCUAGCCUACGUCGAGCUCCGUCGGCGAAUCUGGGCAACCUGCGUCAUCAUGGACAGAUGGUACGGCGCCGCACUCGGGAUACCCCUCACGGUCGACCUGCUCGACUGCGACGUCCUCCUGCCGGCCGGAUACGACAUCAUACAGGACCAGAACCCAUCUACGUGGCCGAUCGAGCCGUCCUUUUUGGCAUUGACGGAGCAUCUCAAGCUUAGUAUACUGGUCGGAAGGGUGUUGAAGACGAUAUAUAGCCCGACGGGGCUCAAACACGCCACGGACGAGCAGCUGUAUUCGAUCCUGGAGGAUAUGCGGGCGUGGAAGGAGGGACUGCCGGAGGGGUUGCGAUUAGAAGGACCAAAGUCGAGCUUUGCCACCGGUCUGCUUCAUCUUGCCUAUACCACGCUCCACUUCCUACUCUGGCGCCCGUUCAUGCGGAUCACGUACAUCUGCCCGCCACAUCUCCAAUUCGCCCUCGAGACGAUGCACUGGUCCGAGAUGGCCAUGUGGGCGACCGAGGCGCUCGACUGGCUCAAUCACAAUCCCGAGGCACUCGAUACGGUCUUUGUAUACUCGUACGCCGCGACGAGCUGCGCAUUGGUGCAGUAUCAUACCUGGGUGCGGAGGCGGGAGCCGGGGAGUCUGGAGAGUCUGAAGCAGGUCCGCGAGACGGCCUUGAGGUGGGAAGAGGCGGUACAGCCUGACCAAAUGUCGAUCCGGCGCAAAACGUGCGAGACCAUGACACUCUUGUACGAAGCAGCGCUCAAGACCAAUCCCGAAGACGAUCGGCCACCGGCGAUCAACCCUACCGCCGGCGUCCAGCAUCGUCCCGCACUCGGCAAAGCCAUCUGGAAACGGGACACUUUAAACCCGUACGGCGGGAUCUGGGUCGCGCAGGACAACGAGGAGAAGGAGGAUUCGGGUCUGACGGAAAACUCGGUGGUGAUUAUGGGGGAUGUGGGCAAGGAGCGUCCGCCGCCCGAGAUGGAGAGUACGGACCCCUCCAUCCGCCAGACGCACGGACCGCCGGACGAUCCCAUGCAAGUCUUCAGGGAUAUGCAGAUGGCGGGGAGUAGCGUCAAUGUCAAUCCGCAGAUGAACUUUGCUGGGCUUGACUUUGGGGGGGAUGUCAGCGGAAUGGCCAAUGGGUUUGCCGAUGUGAGUUGUUGA